CCUGUGCUCCAUCUGCAGGACGAAGCAAGGAGUCUCCGACGUAGACGAUCUCCACGUGAAUCAUUCCCUGCUGGAGGAGAUUCUGUCUAUGGGCGAGGAAACGCGGGAACCCCCGAGCGCGGAGGAGGCCGCCUGCACGCGGCACCUCGGCGUGCGUCUGGCCUACUGGUGCUCCACGUGCCGCUCCGCCCUGUGUGGGGAGUGCGUUGUUGAGUUGCAUCCUCUUCCGAAACAUCAGGUCUCCCGGAUUCAAGAGGUCCUGGUGGAGAACAGACGCCACUUGCAGACGGCGCUGCAGACGGUCAUCGACGACAUUGAGAAAGCGACGAAGGACUGCCAUAAAGAGGGGGAGGACACUGGCGCCCACAACAAGGCGCUCGAGGACCUGUCCCAGACAGUCAUGGAAAGUGCGCUGAAGUUAGUGCUGGCCGCAACCAUUCUCGAGAGCCAGAGAAUUGACGUCAAAGACGAUGAAAGAAAGUUAAAGAAUCUUGAAGAUACUGCUUGCAAAAUGUUAUGUGACAUACCUCGAGACAUCUCGGGGUGGGCUGGCAUUAAGGUUCUUCAGACGUAUGCAAAGGAAGUGGAUGAGUUCAAGAACAACGUAUAUAAGAACAUCAGCGCUAAAGAAUCACUCAAAAAAAUCCAAUAUAACGCCUCCAAAGAAACCGAGAAUGCCGUGGCAGCGAAGUGCAACGAACUCAUUAAGCAGGUCGCGUUGCAAUGGCCCGACCGUCACAUGGUACUAGAAAAGGCGGGAGGGUUGCGAACAAGGCUUCAGUAUGCGGAGAAGCGGCUUCACUUUCACUGCCCAAGAAAAGCUUCAAAGAGUGAGACUAUAACGCAGAUGAAGCACUGGAGCCUCCUGCAGUGCCUGACGACCCAAGCGCAGGUGCUCGUGUUCGUCGACCUGCAAGACAGUGAGCUCGGGGACACGAGGAGGGUGUACAUCGACAUGGCGUCGCAGCACAGCCACAGUCAGCACUUCCUGCGCCUCUGCGCCGGCCACGGCAAGGCGUCCUUCCUGAACAGUGCGCUGACGACGAGGCGUGAGGACAGCAACCUAGUCGUUGUUGUGCUGGCAGCCCUGAAUGGAAUCGAGGUGGAUAAAGAGGAGGGAGCAGCACCGAAGCAGCUGCAGAAAGGAGACGUGGUGUCCUUAUCGGGAAAAGUGUGUGUCGUGAUGGAGGCCAGGCCAGGGGCAACCUUGGCCUGUGCCUGUUUAGGAAAGGUAACAUCGGGACUAGACGCGGUGAUCAAGAGCAACGGCAAUCUUGCCAAAGGAAAAAUUUGUGUCAAAGACUGUGGGCUUGCGUGGAAGAUUUAACGUUCGCUAGUGGACCAAAUGCAAGAGAGAAACGGCUGAUGUAGAGCUGAUUACUUUACCGUUCACAUUUCGUCUCCGUCCUGUCAACCACGCUGUGUAUUCACACCAUUCAUCACGUCAGGUCACGUCAGCGUUCCGCGACCAGCUUUGCCCAGCUCGAAUUCAUCCUUCAAGCAAUCCUGGCGCUCCAUACGCUUGGGUUGAUGAAGAGAAUUGGGCUGCUGCUAGAGGAAUACGUCAAUUCAAAAAUAAAAGUUGAAGUUGAAUACUUUUUUUUUUUACAUUUGUUCAACUGUUUCGAGUGUCAAGAUUUAAAUUUAACCAUUUGCUAAAGAAGAGAUCGACAUAUCUUGCCAAGAACACUACUUUUCGGGAAGGAAUUACAUCAAAACUGGCUGUAUGCUGAAGGAACGUGACGUGACAUAAAGUUACAUAACGGUGUAGUGUGAAUAUGGCCAUUUGUUUACUUAAAAGGUUUGACGUGACGUGACGUGAUGUGAUAUGACAGUAUAGUGAGAGUUAGCCUAACAAGUUUUGAAGGAAUAAUGUUUUGACGUGAAAAUUCCCUGACCAUAUUAUGUUGUUAUUUUGUUACGGAUGUCAAUUUGUUACCUUCAGAGAUUUACCUAACGACUGUAUGUAUUGGUUACUUCUUUAGCAAUUAUCUAAUCACAUGAAGAGGAGUCGUAUAUAUUUCGUAUUUCACUAGACUCAAGAUGAUAGUACAACAUAAGGCACAUAUUUGGCGGCAGGUUAUUUCGAGAUUUCAUAAAAAAAAAAUCUUGAGACCAUGUUCGUUCCAGUUCUUGACGAAAUCUCUACGUCAGAUAUCUUGGUCUGGUUUCGGAACCAUAGCAAGCAUUUUCAAACCGAGGAAGCUUCCAAGCUCAUUAUUAAUUAUUAAUAAGCCACAUUGAUAAAGAAACCGCCAGCAUGGCCGAUAGAUAUGCGUGAUUUCGAUAAAUAUCCCCCAUUAAAUUAUUUUGUUGCCAAGAGAUAAUUAUGUAAAUUACCAAACUGUUGAUAUCUGUGCCGACCAGAGGCAUGAAUUGGAGUAUAUUAAUAGCUUCAUUAUUCUCCAAAAGAUGAAUACUAGCUACUUAGAAUUGUAUUAUGGCCAUCUUGGGGAUAUUCGAAGAACUUUUUUAUUUGCCUUUAUAUUCAUUCUAAACUCGUAGUUUGAAAGACAGAUCUUUGCUCUUGAUAACAAUAAUUUAAAACUGCUGCCCUAAAAUGGGUGGGCGAUUUUUUAAUCUAGUUAUUCAUAAUCUUUUAUGCUACAUAGUAUGUUCGUGAUAAAAAAAAAGUGUUUCCUAUGAGGCCGCGGUCCCCGAGUGGUUACAGCAUCGGACUCAAGAAUGUCACGACGGCAGUCUGAGUUCGAGGAUUCGAGUCACCAGCCGGCGCGUUGUUCCCUUGAGCAAGACUCUUCACCUCGAUUGCUGGUCCCAAGCCCGGGUAAAUAGAGAGAAUGAUUACUUAAAAGGUAACACCGGCACUCUCCGUGGGAAGAAACUGGGGACCCUACCACGUACUCACUCUAAGAUCAUCACAUGAAAAAGUACAAUUAAGUAUCAUGCUGUGACAGCCAUGUCAGAAUCUGACAGGGCACCAUACUAUGUUUCCUAUCUCUUCGUCAGUUAAUAUAAAAACAAGGUGAAGAAAUAUUACCUAAAUUCACUAAUUACCAAGAGCGCCCAGUCCGUUUUCAGCCGAGAUUACUUCUGUCACCCACUACGAGCGGGAUCCAGCCCUCACGCAUUGCAGUAAUUUCUUUACGUGGAUUGGGACCGUUUUUGACGAAAACGGCAAGACGAAACAAACCAUAGCUUGCUUACGUUUCUCGUCAAAAAUGUGCCUAUUACCGUAAUUAACGGUGUGCUGCAGUGUUGUUCUUAAUACACUAAAUAUUGCACUGUAAACAGUUUUAUGUAACUGCACCAUGCUGAUAAGUCAGCCCUGCGUUACUUUGCGCACAGUUUCAACGGAACGGCCUGAAGCGCGAUAAUGAUUUUUUUUUGUGGUGGGCCCAGCAGACAACGCUGCAUUGCUUACAAAUACCCCUAAUGUAGAAUGUCAAGGAAUAUUUUCGGCUUGGAUUCUGCCAUAUGAAGCUUCAAUGUUAGCUGAAACCUAGUGGGUACUUCUUGUCUGGUAUUUGACUACAUAUUGGGCUAAGCAAAGAAUGUUAAAUUUGAAGAAACGUAAGAGUGUGAUUACUGACUUGUAAGCCUAGCUGCUGGACUAUUAAUGAAAAAUAUGAUAAGUAAAGAUAAAAAAGACUUAUAAACACCAGCGUAAAUAAAAGCCAUAGUAAAUGUAUUUAAACAAAAUUUAAAACAAAAAGCUCUUGUGGGUCAAUGUUACAUGUGAGCUUCAGCGCAGCACGAAAGACAGUUCCGUUCCAGCAUCGUCCAGUCUUUGCAUCGCUCAGAAGUGUUCCGUAUUUUGCAACGGAACGCAAGGCACGAUGCACUCGGCCGCAGUUCUUUUCUUCUUAACUUUGCGGGCACUGAGUACUUUCCGUUGAAUCUCCAUUUUUAAUUCCCAAAUCUAACUAACCUAUAUAUUUAGUAUUUGCUGAAUUCAAAAGUAUUUAUUCAGUAUUGGUAAAGUAAUGAUGGCGAGGUGACGAAAAUGGAUUCCGCGUGUUCUUUGAUUCUUACCGUUCAUGACUGAUUAAGUACAGGCCUGUCUUUCAAACCCGUAGAUAGGUUAACGUGGGAAUUUCGUAGUCUCGUAUCGAGUUGUUAUUAAAGAAAUUAUAAUAGUAGUAUGUUGCAAAACAAUAUUCUCAAUAGACAGAAACUUCAAUGUAAACGGUUCCUUACUAUACGGAAUGGCAAUAAAAUCUGGCCAGUAGUACGACUUACGAAUUAUAAAGUAGCAGGUAACCAAUGCUCAGUUAACGAAGUCACUCAUGAAUGUAAUGAAUUAAUUGGAACGAAAUUACAAAAAGGAAAAUAAAGGUACUGUCUGGAGUUCCCCUUUCCCUUAGUAUGCAGAAUCACCAUUGUCUGCAUUCUGAAUCAUACUGUUACUCGGUGUCAAUAUAUCUGUUUGUAUUAAAGUUAAAAGAUACUGAGAAACAAGUUAAUCCUCGGCUGUUUCUUGUCAAUCUGUGUAUCAGAGAACUGUAUUUUUAGAAUAAAUACACAUUUUUUC
Molecule: messenger RNA, 4492 nt
Organism: Penaeus monodon (black tiger shrimp)
Lineage: Eukaryota; Metazoa; Arthropoda; Malacostraca; Decapoda; Penaeidae
Molecular function (GO): zinc ion binding
Source: RefSeq, a predicted model, not a curated record